Messenger RNA from Ictalurus punctatus (channel catfish), 562 nucleotides. RefSeq names its product cystatin. The coding region runs from base 66 to 449 and encodes 127 amino acids. The transcript has 3 exons. Lineage: Eukaryota; Metazoa; Chordata; Actinopteri; Siluriformes; Ictaluridae. Gene Ontology annotation, molecular function: cysteine-type endopeptidase inhibitor activity. The record is from RefSeq and is a predicted model, not a curated record.
AAUAUUCUCAUAUUCAUGAGAACUGCACUUUCAUACCACAAAGUUAAGCUCAACGCUUUGUAAUCAUGUUUGUGAAGGUUGCAGCACUCUUGGCAGUCUUCCUGGCCGUGGCGAGCGCUCAGAUUUCGGGAGCUCCGGCGGAUGCAGACAUAAAAAACCCAGAAGUCAAGGCUGCCCUGCGGUUUGCAGUUGCACAGUACAAUAACCAGAGUAACAGUAUAUACCUCUGUAAAGUUGUUAAGGUGAUCAAGGCCCAGGUGCAGGUUGUUUCUGGUUCUAAGUACUACUUCACCGUUGUGAUGGCCCAGACUUCCUGCAAAAAAGAGGAAGCUAAAAUCAAGUGUGCCAUCAAUUCGGACCCAGCGAUUGCACAGCCCCAUGAAUGCAACCUGGUAGUGUGGAGUCAGCCUUGGUUGCACAGAAUGGUUUUAACUGAGAAUACCUGCUAAGAGAGAUUUGACACACUGUCCUGCAACCCAGAAUCUUUCAAGAGAUACAUUUAAAAAUGUGCAUUAUUCAUCAGAGUGUAUUUGGAGAUGUUAUUAAAAUGUUGCUCAAAGUA